Cavia porcellus (domestic guinea pig) is the source of this 1692-nucleotide messenger RNA. RefSeq names its product small ribosomal subunit protein uS19-like. The record is from RefSeq and is a predicted model, not a curated record. The coding region runs from base 904 to 1197 and encodes 97 amino acids. Gene Ontology annotation, cellular component: ribosome. The transcript has a single exon. Gene Ontology annotation, biological process: translation. Lineage: Eukaryota; Metazoa; Chordata; Mammalia; Rodentia; Caviidae. Gene Ontology annotation, molecular function: structural constituent of ribosome.
AGCCCCAGGCACGUCUCGAGUGCACACAGGGCCGUGCAGCUGUGUGUAGUCCCAUCCUGCUGUGGGCUGGCCCAGCCCUACUGUCCCCUGCCCAUGCUGCCUGACCCCUGUUUCCAGUCUGCUGAGAGUGAGCGAGGCUGGUAAGCCAGGGAGGUGGCACUGAAGUCAGCACCUGUCAGUGCAGCAGGAAGUCUGGACACCUGGGGAGAGGGAUGGCACUGGGGGCCCAGAAGGCACGGUCUGCUGUGCACUCAGGGCAGCUGUCCUGUGUCUCAUGUUUCCACUUCUGUCUAAGAUUCAGUUUCAGGAAGGAAGUCCACUGCCUGAACACAUUUUUAAAACCACAGAAUCUGAGUGAUCUGUAAGGCUUCCUUGUAUCCAAGAGACUCCACGAUUCCCCAGCCACAAAGACAGAAGAAAGGGAAGGAGGUGAACAUUAAUGCAGGUCUUGCUCCGAGGAAGGAAAAGCAGCCUGGUGCCUUCUUCACACUAGAUACCUAUUUCUUGGUCAAAAUAAAAUAAAACACACACACACACACACACACACAAACCCAUCUGUGACCGCACAGACAACGCUUGUAAGUUAAACCACGAUGCACCUGGCAAAGCAACGGGAGGCAGGCGGAGGGCAUCCGAAGCUCAUGUGCCCAGCUGCUUCCUGUGUCAGGCAGCCAGGUGCGCAGAAUCCCAGGAUUCUGGUCCUUCAGGAAUUCACCUUUUGUGGGUUCCCAAAUACAAUGAGUGUUCUGGGAAAACUCAUGCCCAACAUAAAGGCACUUGUAGCAGAAGCAGUGGAAAAUACAGACCAGUUUCAGACAAGCAGGAACACCUCAUCUACAGCCCAUCUGUUCCAAGAAUACUCUAGGAGGAUGAUCUUGGGGAGGUCUUUGAAGAUCUGGCGAGAUGGCACAAGUGGGGCAGAAGCAGCAGCGAACCCUCCGUAAGUUUGGCUACCGCGGCGCAGACCUCAACCAGCUGCUGGACACGUCCUGUGGUCAGCUGGUACAGCUCUAUAGGGUAGCGUGGCGGUGGCAGCGGCAGCGGCAGCGGCUGACCCUCGGCCUGCGGUGGGGGCAGCACUUGCUGCUGAAGUGCAUGCGAGAUAAAAGAGGAGGCCCUGCCCACGGAGAAGCAGAGGUGGGGAAGACGCACCUUUGGGACACCAUCGUCCUGCUCGAGACGGUGGGCGUCUACUAGGGCAAGCCCUUCAGCCAGGUGGAGAUCAAGCCUGAGAUGAUCGGCCACUACCUGGGGAAGCCCAGGCAGCCUGGCAUCAAGGCCACCUUUGACGCUUUACCCCCCUCAAGUAGCCACUUGGCCAAAAAAGCCAACACUGCCCUCCCCCCUCCAAAACACUGUUCACUGGAACAAGUAAUAUAUUCAGCAAAGAGUGUGCUUUUCUCCCACAGUGAUAUAUUCUGUUGCUAGGAGACGGGUCUGGGAUAGGGUUCCUAAACUAAACUACUGCAGGCUGACUUUCAAUGAACCUGGCUCUGUAAGAGAACACAUCCCACUUACUAUGCAUGUUCGUGUGCAAAUGCCUGUCAUUUUUGAAGCCGGAUGUCAAUCAAGCCACUUAAUGUAUCACUAGGAAUCUUAGCACUGCACUAAUUGCACUUACAAGGGGAAGCCGUGCUGUCAUGGAAAAGCACUGUACUAGGAGGAAACAGAUGUGGCAUUUGUCGUUUACUA